Molecule: messenger RNA, 669 nt
Organism: Entamoeba dispar SAW760
Lineage: Eukaryota; Evosea; Mastigamoebida; Endamoebidae
Exons: 1
Coding region: 1-669 (222 amino acids)
Source: RefSeq, a predicted model, not a curated record
AUGAUAAUUGUGUUCUUGUUCAUUGGAAUAUCUAUUGGAGUAGAUUUUAAUAUUAAUAUUAGAUUUUCAAAAGAAGAUGAAAAUAAAUUUAUUGAAUUUGCAAAAAAUAUUACACAAGAAGCAUCAAUUAAGAAUCAAAUUGAUUUUACAAAAUGUGCACCACACAUAACAUUAUAUCUUACUAAAUUUGAAGAAACAAGUAUUCCAAAUGUUGUAGAAAAGAUUGCAGAAGCAGUUAAAGACUUAAGAGGAUGUAAUAUUAAUAUGGAUAAACCAUAUGCAAGUGGGAAAUAUUUUAUGUUCCGAGCAAUAAACACACCAUGUCUUCAAAAAUUAUCAGACGAAAUUACUCAAUUUACAUCACCAUUUAGAGAUAAAAAUUAUACAUGUCCAAGUUGGGUUGAUACUCUUCCAGAAGAAGAAAAAAAUAAAAAAAAGAAAUAUUGUGAUAGUUAUGGAUCACCAAAUGUAUUUGAAGGAUUUGAUCCACAUGUUACAUUAGUUUAUAGUGAUAGUGAAGAUUUAACAAAACUUGAGAAAUAUAAAUAUCCAGAAAUAACACUUACAUCAGUUAAAGUGAGUAUGGCUAUUUGUGGAUCAUAUGGUACUGUUAUUCGUGGAAGUGAAAAAAUAUUUUCAUAUUUAUAUGAACCUCUUCUCACUUUUUAA